Molecule: messenger RNA, 447 nt
Organism: Sungouiella intermedia
Lineage: Eukaryota; Fungi; Ascomycota; Pichiomycetes; Serinales; Metschnikowiaceae
Source: the annotation of a GenBank genome assembly
AUGGUAUUCUUUUUAGCUGUGUCAACCAAAACUGCCCUUACGCUCGGUGCCAUCGUAGGCGGCACAGUGGCCAUUAUUGCCAACAAGGAGAAACUCAUGGAAAUCACUGCAGAUGUACUACAGAAAGGCGCUGAUUACUUACAUGAAGAGUUGAACAAGCGCAAGGUUAAGAUGGCCACCAUGAUGGAGGAUGGGGAACUUGAUUUUGGAGGCAAACAUCUGCUGUUCAGCAGUGAAGCCACCACGCCAGAAACUUCAGAUCAGGAGAGUGAAACUGAUGACGAAAUGGAUUCGGACACCUUCAGUGUGGAUUCUCUAAGGGUUGGAUCAUUUGAGAAUAUAAAGGAGAAGGAAGGGCUGCUUGUGUUUGAGCGAUUCACGGGAAGCAACUCGACACUUAUUGGGAAAAGCAAAGAUAAGGAUUUGGACGAUUUGGAUUUGGACUAG